AUGGAACAAAAGGCUGCUUACUCGCAGCUUCCAAACUCAUUCAAGAGUGCCAUGAUGGUUUUAAGGGGGAAAAACAAGGAGCAUUUUCUCAAGCUGAUUAUCCGUAAGAGGCCGUUGCGGGGAGAUCAGGAAGUUCAUCUCGAACAGAAAUUAUCUAUGGUCUUGACUCUACCGGCCAAUGUGAGCGCCUUUGCACUUGUGCAUCAUCUAGCAGACCUGGAUGAAGCCAGAAAUAACAUCGUAGGCGCCAAAAUAUUCAGAACAAGGAUACAACGUCUGCAAACGCUGCACUGCUACGACCUCAUGAUAAGAACGGCAUCCGCCGAGAGUGCUAAUUAUCAAGUCCGGGGCGCUGCCCGGGUACAGGGCAAAACUUCGGUCCCGGACGGGGCUCCUCCUCGCUCUCGUAUUCCGUAA
Messenger RNA from Colletotrichum lupini, 417 nucleotides. RefSeq lists its product as uncharacterized. NCBI's taxonomy places the organism in Eukaryota, Fungi, Ascomycota, Sordariomycetes, Glomerellales, Glomerellaceae. The record is from RefSeq and is a predicted model, not a curated record. The transcript is spliced from 4 exons. Bases 1 to 417 code for a protein of 138 amino acids.